CAGUUCUGUUCUUACAGUAGGACGACCUACCGGCCUUUGUGUGUUAUUUAUUUAAUACUUCAAGGUAAUGAGCGUAGUUCGCGUUGGUAGCAGAAAAAGCGAACUUGCUCUUGUUCAAACUAAUAAAGUUAUUGACUUGCUAAAGUUUCACUAUCCGGAGAAAAUAUUCGAAGUAGUUACAUAUGAUACCCUUGGAGAUAAAUUUAACAGUCUUCCCUUACCUAAAAUAGGAGAAAAGUCAUUGUUUACUAAAGAACUUGAACUGGCCCUGCAAAGAAGGGAAGUAGAUCUUGUUGUUCAUUCUUUAAAAGAUCUUCCAUCCAGUCUACCUAAAAAUUUAAGGAUAGGAGCUAUUUGCAAGCGCGAUGAUCCCCAUGAUUGUGUUUUAUACCACCCCAAGUUUGGUAGUAACGUAACUCCCACCUCCCUGAAUUCUCUGCCGAAUAAUUCCACUGUAGGUUCGAGUUCAAUAAGGCGGAUUUCCCAGUUAAAGCAAUUAUACCCUCAACUUAUUUUUUUGGAUAUAAGAGGAAAUGUUAACACACGACUGAAAAAACUUUGUGAAUGUGACAAGUACGAUGCAAUAAUUUUAGCCAAAGCGGGAGUUGAUCGAAUGGGUUGGCAAGAUCGGAUUGGCCAGAUUCUGAAUGGCGAUGAGUUCUUCUACGCAGUCGGUCAAGGCGCGCUCGCGGUUGAAAUAAGAAGCGAUGAUGAUGCCACUGGAGGACUUGUGUCCAUCAUCAACGAUAGGGAAACGGAGCUUUGCUGUUUGGCGGAGCGCGCUUUGAUGCUUCACCUUCAAGGAGGCUGCAGCACACCCAUUGGUGUAAAAUGGCAUUCGCAAGGAAGGCAGUCUGCCGUACUCGAGGCUGCGUGUUUUAGCGUUGAGGACAACCAGAGGGUGACUUACAGGGCGACUGUCGCCAUGCAUACGAGGGAGGACGCGGAGAAGCUCGGGCAGUACAUCGCUCAGAAAAUGUUAGAGGCUGGCGCCGAUACUCUUUUGCGGGCUGCCCGCGGAAUUUUGGCUACAGGCGGCCAGAAUAUGCAAUAA
This is a messenger RNA of Zophobas morio, 1054 nucleotides long. Its product is annotated as porphobilinogen deaminase-like. The transcript is spliced from 11 exons. Gene Ontology annotation, biological process: heme biosynthetic process. Gene Ontology annotation, cellular component: cytoplasm. Lineage: Eukaryota; Metazoa; Arthropoda; Insecta; Coleoptera; Tenebrionidae. Gene Ontology annotation, molecular function: hydroxymethylbilane synthase activity. The record is from RefSeq and is a predicted model, not a curated record. The coding region runs from base 68 to 1054 and encodes 328 amino acids.